UUGUCUUUGAUUGAAUAGCGCUGCGCUGCGCUGCGUUACGUACGUAUGUACGUUUGUCAUUGUGUGUGUCUGACUUUUUUGGUGUCGUUUCGUGCUGUUAACAAAUAAUUUAUUAACGAUGGAAAAAGAAGACGGGGAAAUGAGUGAUGAUAAUGCAAUGGUUGUUGACGAUAUCAAGGAAGAGUUUACUGCAAAACAACAUGCAAAUCAUACUGUGUUGUAUAAAGCAGCUAAGAAUGGACUAAUUAUUGAAACGUUGGAAAAGAUUGACGCUACCAAGUUAGAAGAGCGAGCCAAGCGUUUUGGUUUGAAUUUGUCUGGCAAUAGAGUGGUUACUCAAACACAAAUUGAUGAACUAUAUACCAAAUCUGGCAUUGAAAGUGGGAAUGAACGGCAUUUUCGUUUUGAUACCCUACAUCUAAAUGGGGUGGAUGGUUUGACAACCAGAGAUAUAUUUGAAUAUUUAGAAGACUACAAGCCAGUAUCAUUAGAAAUCAUUGAUGAUGUGUCGUGUAACAUUGUGUGUCAAGACCAUAUUUCUGCUGCUUUGGCUCUGUUGGUACAUUCUCGUGAGAUUAGAAAUGAACAAUUGAAAGAGAUGAUUAGUGAGAAAUCACAGUAUCACUGGAGAGAAGGAAUGCCGCAUCCUAAAAAAGAUUUGAUACUAAUGCGAUUUGCUACAAAUGGUGAUAAAAAGGUAUCUAAAAAGAAGACUGAAAGACCUCAACACUCAGAUGAAUAUUAUGAUCAAAGCAUGGAUCCAAUAAGUAAAAAUCCUUGGGGUGAUUUAUGUAAAUCAUGGGGAGUAUAUGACCACCAGGAAGUUUUUCAACGUAAACUUCCUAAAAAUGAUUAUGAAGAUGAUAUUGAAGAACCCGUUGAGGUAAUACAAGUUAAAAACAAAAGAUUGGCAAUGCGUCUUGGGAAAAGAAGUCACAAUGUUGAUUAUUCUGAAGAUAGUAAUUCUGACUCUGAAUGGAAGAAAAAGACUAAAACUCCUAGAAUGAGAAUGCAUGCUGAUGAUGAAGAAUCAAAACAGAAGAAAAAGAGACAUCUGAAACAAAUAUCAGAAGAUGAGGACAGUUACGAUGACACAGAUAAGGCAGACAAAUAUGCUCCCUUAUCUAUUGAAGUUGUCAACUCAAGGAGUAGUUAUACUCCUAGGGAAACUACAAAAUUAUCUGACAAAUUCAAAAGUCGAACUGAUAAAAGUGAAACAAGCACAAAAAGAGUUAAUGUACUAUCACGUUUAGGUGUCAAGGUGACUCCAGCAGGAAGAAGCUGGUCAGAUGAUGCAUCAUCAGAUGAAUCAGAUCAUAAUGUUUCUAGCAGGGUACAGAAAGUAAAAAGUAUGGCGAAGAGUACUUCUAGUGUUUGGUCAAGAUUAGAAACUAAAGAAAGCAGUCACAAUGAUUUACGACAAGUUCUAAAAUCAAGAAAAGAUAAAAAGCCUGAUGACAUAAGACUAAGACCUGAUGACUUAAGAGAUAGAAUAAGAAAAUCAAAAAAAACUAAUUUACGUAUUGAAAUAGAUAAUGACUAGAUCAAUUUUAUUAUAAUGUGUUAUACUUUGGUACAAAUAGCAUAAUUGGAUAGUACCUGUGGACAAGCAAUGAAUGAAUAUAUGAAGAAUAAUGAAUUAAAUAAAUAAAACAUUACUUUUUCCAUUUUUUAUUAAGUUAUAGAAUGAUUUGUGCUUUUUGUGUUAAGUGCACUUAUCUUUAAGACAUAUAUUUUGUGUUUAUAAAAAGCAAUGUUAAGGCUGUUACAAGCAUUGUUCACAAUCAUGAAUGUUAUUCUGUAAACCCUGUGCGUUAACUUAUACUAGUUAACAAAAUUAAUUCUAUAUAAAAAGCAACAUAGGUAUAACAUAUACAUAAUUUUGAUAAUUCGGAAGACGAGUAUUUUCUUGUUGCCAAAUAGAAUAUAUGUAUAUUCUGUAUUAUCUAAUAUACAUUGCAUACUUGUAAUAAAAGAUCUCUGGGGUA
This is a messenger RNA of Pectinophora gossypiella (pink bollworm), 1988 nucleotides long. Its product is annotated as nuclear cap-binding protein subunit 3-like. The coding region runs from base 119 to 1543 and encodes 474 amino acids. Gene Ontology annotation, molecular function: RNA 7-methylguanosine cap binding; mRNA binding. Gene Ontology annotation, cellular component: nucleus; cytosol. NCBI's taxonomy places the organism in Eukaryota, Metazoa, Arthropoda, Insecta, Lepidoptera, Gelechiidae. The record is from RefSeq and is a predicted model, not a curated record. The transcript is spliced from 3 exons.